This is a messenger RNA of Panicum virgatum (switchgrass), 879 nucleotides long. RefSeq names its product auxin-responsive protein SAUR24-like. The record is from RefSeq and is a predicted model, not a curated record. Gene Ontology annotation, biological process: response to auxin. Lineage: Eukaryota; Viridiplantae; Streptophyta; Magnoliopsida; Poales; Poaceae. The transcript has a single exon. Bases 35 to 481 code for a protein of 148 amino acids.
GUCCCAAGGCACAGCAGCACGCAGCCAAGCAACCAUGUGCAGGGUCGCCAGCAUCACGAUCCCGUCGCUCGUCUGCCUGCGCCGCGCCGUGCGGCGGUGGCGGUCCCGCUCCAGCACCGCCGCCUCCUCGCGCUCCGGCAAGAAUAAUGGAGACGACGCCACGGUGCCGGAGGGGCACGUGGCGGUGUGCGUGGGGGGCAUCGGCGGCGGCGAAGGCUCGACGGUGCCGAGGCAGCGGUUCGUGGUGCGGCUGGCGCACCUCACCCAUCCGGCGUUCCUCGAGCUGCUGCGGCAGGCGGAGGAGCAGUACGGCUUCCCAGCCGCGUGCGGCCCCAUCGCGCUCCCCUGCGACGAGGACCACUUCCUCGACGUCCUCCACCGCGUUUCCUCGGCCUCGCCGUGCUGCUGCGGCCCGGCCGUCACGCGCCGCGACGCGCGGCCGCUGCUGCAGGGGAUGGCCGUCGAGAAGCUCGUCUGGUGAUUCGUUUCAACUGUGCAAGACUGCGAGCACACGCAUAAACAAGCAAGUCGGCGGCGGCAGCUAGCGCGCGGGAGAAAGACGAAAGCGACUCGCCCGGCUGGCGCUGCCGAGAAGACCGUGCGCGGGCGGACAGGUCGCAGCAAGCGCUGGGGCAUCGGAGUCAAGCUCUGCAUGCGUAAAGGCGAUGGGCAAAUGGGGGAAGGCACGGACAUUGUAACCAGAAGCAGUUCUUGUAUGGAUUGUUUAGGAGCAAGUAGGAAUUGGUUCAAGAGGGGUCUGUAAUUUUUUUUUGGUAUUCUUCUUCUCUCUGUAAUAACCCUGUCGAUUGGGAGUUAAAAAACACCGAUCGAUUGCGCAACUCUUUGCCGGGAAUAAACAAAGAAUUGUUUCAUUCAGAA